AUGGGCUCCAUCGAAACUGCCACAUCAAUCCCACAGAUCGGCUUGUCCAACGAGCACGUCGGCAUCCUAGGCGAUGCGCUCGUCGACAGCGCCUCAAUUCAGGAAGCCAACCGUCUGCUCCAAAAGAACCACGAAGAAUGGCACAUGUUCUUCCGCGACCGGGCGGGCCACAAUCACAUCGUACACUCCAUCCUCACCUGUCUAGCCCUGGGUGGCGCGCCCGAAGACAUCCAGCGCGCCUACGAUGACGGCGUGGGCAUUCAGCGCCCGAUUCCCGAAGUCGACACGGUGACUGUCAAUAAACUUGCCGAUGAGGAAUUCUUCUAUCAAACACUGGGAACGAUCACGCAGUACACCUCCUUCCUCGUCUUCUUCCAGCAUCAGAUGGAGGAGCACGGCUGGAAGGAAACCGUAAACAAGUACGUCUUCUCGCGCAGCAAAGUAGCCGAGAAGAUGCUCGCCAGGCUCUACGAGGGCGCCUACCACCCCAUCAUCCACCUUGGCCUAGGUAUCGAAUUCCAGCAACCCGGCAUCAUCGCCGAAGCCCUUGCGCAAGCUGCUGCCCACGACGACAGCCACAUCAGCACACUUUUCGAAGCAUGUGAAGCGCAGGCAGGCAUUGCCUACCCACCUGCGAACCCUAAGUCGCUUAUUCAGCUCCUCAAUGAGACACGCGCCAACGAGACUAUCCGCACCGCUCCGCGCUGGGAGGACUUUGGGAACAAGAUGCGCGACGGCGUUGUCGGCCGCGCAAAUUUGGAAAUGGCAUAUAUUGCCUCUCAGUUCAUUAUCAAACCCGAGGACUUGGAACGUCGCACGGCAGAAAUGAUUAGUGUAUGUGCAUAUAUGGCUGGUGCAAGCCAGCGCCCGGCCCGGAAGAGGAAGAUCGACUUCUUCUACAUGCACACGCUCACCAGUUCGAUCUUCUUCAGUGUGCUCAUCAAGCAAGAUUGGAUUAAGAUUGAGGACCGGGUCCGGCUGGUCGAGUGGAAGGGGAGGCUGGAUCUGGCCUGGUAUGUUGUGAGUGGCUCGGCGGAGUUGUAUGAGGACGCGGUGACGGGGUACCACAAUGAUUUCAGUGCGGAGAUGGGGUGGAAGGAACUUUAUGCCGCCGUCAAUAAAGAGCACGAUGAUGGGCAUGUGGCUAAGAUGAUCCGCGCGUUGAAGAAUGGACAGGAAGCGUCGCGUCCAUUUGAGGAAAAGCAUCCCGAUGUGUUUCUCGUCAAGGGUGACAUGUGGUUGAAGAUCGCGCGGAUGGCAUUGGAUACCACCAAGGACUGGCAAACGGAUCAGAAGUUUGUCAACUUUACGGGCUUUGAUAUGGGAUGGAAGAUUCGCCCUGAUCUUGCUUAG
This is a messenger RNA of Penicillium egyptiacum, 1353 nucleotides long. Lineage: Eukaryota; Fungi; Ascomycota; Eurotiomycetes; Eurotiales; Aspergillaceae. The record is from the annotation of a GenBank genome assembly.